AUGACUGAGCACUGGGACCAAAAUGCGCUACGGGCGCGCUUCUGUCAUGCUCUCUCUGAGAUGUACAAGAGUGAAGUCCCUCUCUACGGCGACCUGAUAGAUGUGGUCUGGGAAGCAGAUGCAAAAGCUAUUCAAUGCAGUCAAAGUUUAGAAGGCAAACAAGUUAUCGACCCGGAUGAUAUCUUACCUUCACGACACCGUGUAGAGAGACACGGCGCUAUCAGACUAGGAACAUCUCAAGAACUGAACACAAUCAGACGCAUGUUUGCCGUCAUGGGAAUGUACCCAGUCGGAUACUACGACCUAAGUCUAGCUGGAUUUCCCAUGCACGCCACCGCAUUCCGACCAAAAACUCACGAUGCUCUCGCCGAACACCCAUUCCGUGUUUUCACAACAGUACUGAGAAUGGAUCUCCUGACAGAACGAACACGUGAGCUGGCACAACAAGCUCUGAAGCGACGAAACAUCUUUACGCCGAGACUUCUAUCCCUCCUGGAUCUUGUCGAUACAAAAGGGUCUCUAUCUCCGACAGAGUGCAUAGAGUUUGUUAUGAAUGGCCUUGAGACUUUCAGAUGGCAUUCCAAAGCAACUGUCUCCUUAGAAGAAUACCAGAUGCUUAAAGCGGAGCACCCUCUUAUCGCCGAUGUUGUCUCCUUCCCCAGCUCUCAUAUCAAUCACUUGACUCCCCGUACUAUCGACAUCGAUCUAGUGCAGAAACUCAUGGUGGACCGCGGAAUGCCCGCCAAAGAACGAAUCGAAGGUCCUCCCAAACGAGAAUGUCCUAUUCUUCUUCGGCAAACGAGCUUCAAAGCCCUGGAAGAGACUGUCUACUUCCGUGACACAUCGGCCGAAUACGUGAAAGGAUCCCAUACGGCUCGAUUUGGUGAAGUGGAGCAACGGGGUUACGCAUUGACUCGAGAGGGACGUCAGCUCUACGACCAGAUCUUGGACCGAGUCAAUGCCGAGGCAGCAAAGAAUAAGAUCAAAGGCAACGAUUACGAAAUACUUUUGGAAGAUAGAUUCAAGGAAUUUCCAGAUACGUUGCCAGCUUUGCGUGAGCAUCAUUUGGCAUACUUUAGCUAUCGGAUAACGCCGAAGGGCGAGAGACUGGCGGAAGAUGGCGUCGAUAUUGCCCAAUCUGGAAGCUCCUCUGUACCGCUUCAAGAACUUCUAGACCAAGGUGUUUUGAGUUUUGAGCCUCUCACCUAUGAAGACUUUUUGCCAUUGUCUGCCGGUGGUAUUUUUAACUCCAACCUCGGGAAUGUGUCGCAGUCAAAACAACUCAUCAUGAGCGCUGAGCCUGAUCUAGACGGCUUCCAGCGCUCCCUGGGAUGCCUUAUCGCGGAUGAAUUCCAUCUGUACGCUGAAAUGCAGGCAAAGUCCUUGGAGCUUUGCAGGGGACAACUUGGAUUGGAGAGGAUUGAAGUUUAA
Messenger RNA from Penicillium longicatenatum, 1431 nucleotides. Its product is annotated as VOC family protein. The transcript has a single exon. Gene Ontology annotation, molecular function: oxidoreductase activity. The record is from RefSeq and is a predicted model, not a curated record. The coding region runs from base 1 to 1431 and encodes 476 amino acids. NCBI's taxonomy places the organism in Eukaryota, Fungi, Ascomycota, Eurotiomycetes, Eurotiales, Aspergillaceae.